GCCUGGGGUGCACGGAGGAAGCUCAGGGGCUGUUCGGUCCGCUUCCAGAACCAGUCUCCAGCCCUGGGUAUGGUCUGUAGGGGCCCAUCCUGGAGCAUUAAAGUAAGGAUCUUCUACUUGAAACAGAUCUGAGUUUCAGAGUGAAACUUUCGGUUAACUUGAGCUUGCUCCUGAGCCCCCAUGACCUAGUAAAGGUAGAAUAUCCCAAGCAGUGGGAAUCCAUUGUGGAAGACACUCAUCCGACAUGAGACCUUUGACCAGGGCUUCAUGGCAGAGCCUGGACACUGACGUGAUGGUGCAGGUCUUGGAGCUGUUGGCCUUGGAGUAAUUCCUGUCCCUUCCACCUGGAGAAACAGAACAGAAUGAAAACAGCAAGAAGGAGGUAACCAUGGAGGAUUUGAUCCAGAUGCUUGAAGAGAAAGCUCUACAUUUGCAGGAUUCUGCCCUUUCUCAUCUGGGAGACACAGAGGAGAAGGACUCUGGGAUCCUGAUGACCAGGUCUCAGGAAUCAUUGACAUUCAAGGAUGUGGCUGUGGACUUCACCCAGGAGGAAUGGGGAUGGCUGGAUCCUGCCCAGAGGGGCCUGUACAGGGACGUGAUGUUAGAGAACUAUGGAAACCUGGUCUCAUUGGGGCAUCAAGUUUCCAAACCGGAUAUGAUCUCUCAGUUGGAGCAAGGAAAAGAACCCUGGAAGGUAGAGAGAAAAGCCUCAGGAGACAUCUGCUCAGACUUGGAGACUGUGAAGGAAAGCAAGGUGCCAUCUCCACAAGAGACCAUUUCUGAAGAAACAUCAUCACAGGAAGCAGCAAUGGAGAGUCUCGUAAGGAGUGGUCUCUGGUACUCUAAGUUAGGAAUAGCCAGACUAUCUGACAGCCACUUGGGGAAACAGCAGGGAAUCCAAGAAAAAUAUUUGAAGGAAACACCCAUCAGCUGUAGAAACACCCUCAUAGGCAAGAGAGAUCCUGAAUGUAAUGAGUUUGGGAUAUUCUUUGGACAGAACUCAGUCCCUAUUAAGCAGCAGACUGGUCUGAUAGGAAACCAAUACCAUAAAAGAGGUAAAUAUGAAGAAAUCAUCAAACAUAAUUCAGAACUAAUUAAUAAGCAAAGAAAGUUUUUAGGGAUGAAGGUUCACGAAUACAAUGAAUGUGGGAAAGACUUCAGUAGAAAUACACAUCUUAUUCAACAUCAGAGAAUCCAUACUGGUGAGAAACCCUUUAAAUGUCAUAAAUGUGAAAAGGUUUUCAAUGAACAUUCAUACCUUAUUAAACAUGAGAAAAUUCAUACUGGAGAAAAACCUUAUGAAUGCAAUGAUUGUGGGAAAGCCUUCAUUUGGAAAACACAACUUACUGAACAUCAGAGAAUCCAUACUGGAGAGAAACCCUAUGAAUGUAAUGAAUGUGGGAAAGCCUUCAGAUUGAAUACAAUCCUUACUCAACACCAGAGAAUUCAUACUGGAGAGAAACCCUAUGAAUGUAAUGAAUGUGGGAGAGCUUUCAGUCAGUCUGCAAACCUUAUUCAGCAUCAGAGAACUCAUACUGGAGAAAAACCAUAUGUAUGUAAGGAAUGUGGGAAAGCCUUUAGCAGAAGUACAAAUCUUACUGAACAUCAGAGAAUUCAUAUUGGAGAGAAACCCUAUAAAUGUAAUAUGUGUGGGAAAAGUUUCAGGAAAAGUGAAAUCCUCACUAAACAUCAGAGAAUUCAUACUGGAGAAAAACCUUUUGAAUGUCAUGAAUGUGAGAGAACUUUCAGCCAGCAUGCACACCUUAUUGGACAUCAGAGAAUUCAUACUGGAGAAAAGCCCUAUGAAUGUGACCGAUGUGGGAAAGCCUUCAGAUUGAGUACAAAUCUUGCUCAACACCAGAGAAUUCAUACUGGAGAGAAACGUUAUGAAUGUUAUGAAUGUGAGAGAACUUUCAGCCAGCAUGCACACCUCACUGAACAUCAAAAAAUCCAUACUGGAGAGAAACCCUAUAAAUGUAAUGAAUGUGGAAGAGCCUUCAGCCAGAGUCCAGCCCUUGUUCGACAUCAGAGAAUUCAUACUGGUGAGAAACCCUUUGGGUGUCAUGCAUGUGGGAAGGCAUUCAGUGAUAGAUCAUCCCUUACUAAACACCGGAUGAUACAUACUGGAGAAAAACCCUUUAAAUGUCAUGAAUGUGGGAAAACCUUCAGUCGGAAUUCAGACCUUACUCGGCAUCAGAGAAUUCAUACUGGAGAUGAUAAGAUCCUUGGAGUUUGACAGCUUUCAGAUAGAGACCCUUUUAAUACCAAAAGAGCAAGGGCUAGCAAGAACCAAACUGGCGUCAAAAGAUGUUACAGUUGAACGGGAGUCAUUCUGU
This is a messenger RNA of Vombatus ursinus (common wombat), 2336 nucleotides long. Its product is annotated as zinc finger protein 2 homolog. Bases 389 to 2236 code for a protein of 615 amino acids. Gene Ontology annotation, biological process: regulation of immune system process; regulation of cytokine production; negative regulation of transcription by RNA polymerase II. NCBI's taxonomy places the organism in Eukaryota, Metazoa, Chordata, Mammalia, Diprotodontia, Vombatidae. The record is from RefSeq and is a predicted model, not a curated record. The transcript has 6 exons.